Triticum aestivum (bread wheat) is the source of this 1001-nucleotide messenger RNA. RefSeq lists its product as uncharacterized. The record is from RefSeq and is a predicted model, not a curated record. Bases 1 to 747 code for a protein of 248 amino acids. NCBI's taxonomy places the organism in Eukaryota, Viridiplantae, Streptophyta, Magnoliopsida, Poales, Poaceae. The transcript has 4 exons.
AUGGCCGCCACAACCUCCUUGCUCGCGCGCUCACCGUCGAUUUGGUCAUUGGCUAGCCGGCGGUGCUAUAGGAGGAACAGGUCGUACCGCUAUUCCUACUGUGCCUGCUGGAAUACCGACAUAGGCGCCGACGCAGGCUGCUCCUCCGCCAUGGCGGCGUUGAAGUGCGCAUGCGGCUGCUCCAUAGUGAAGCCGACAUGCACAGAUGCGGGCUCCUGUGCGCCGCCGCCCCCGCCCCCGCACCAUGGCCGGCCUCCACCCCUGCGUCGACGACGAGGAGCCCGAGUCACCACGCCUCCCCGCCCUCAAGUGGCUCCAUCCACAUCGCCCCAUCCGCAUCCGGCUAGCUGGAUCCGCGUCGCCCCAUCUGCAUCCGGCUACCUGGAUCCGCGUCGCCCCAUCCACAUCCGGCUACCUCGAUACUUCGUCGCGGACCGCUUCUUCGGUGGGUCGCGGCGUUGCGCAGGUGUGGCGGAGGUGCCGACGUUCACGCAGGCGAGCGAGUCGCACCAGCGGCGGAUCACGGAGGCGAUCCUGGAGCACGCGCUCAAGAUUUGCUCCGAUAAGAAUGUGGUUGUGGGGGAUCCCAAGGAGAAGAUCUGCGAGGUGGCGGCCGAACUCAAGGCCGAUCUGCUCGUCAUGGGGUGCGGUGCUUUCGGCCCCUUCAAGAGGAUGUUCUUGGGUAGUGUGAGCAACUACUGCAUCAACAGCGUGGGCUGCCCCGUCGUUGUGAUCAAGGGCACCUGACCCAUCCUCGACCCAACAAACAUUCCUCAUUGUAUUCCACACCAUGAUUCUUGAGGUUUCUACUGUGUUGUACGUACGUACUCCUGUGAAAAUUCACUGCACACUUCCAAGACUACUAUAUGGCUUAUGUUAGUAUCAUUCAUGUUGUUUGUUAGUGCUUGGUUGGAUGAGGCUGGAUUUGUGCGUCUCCGAUCUGAUGCGUUUGUGCGUGCGUGUGUUGAACAGUGACCUCGGAUCUGGUGAAGGGCGCCAAG